Messenger RNA from Athene cunicularia (burrowing owl), 7565 nucleotides. RefSeq names its product immunoglobulin superfamily member 10 (gene IGSF10). The transcript is spliced from 7 exons. The record is from RefSeq and is a predicted model, not a curated record. Gene Ontology annotation, molecular function: protein binding. The coding region runs from base 1 to 7098 and encodes 2365 amino acids. Gene Ontology annotation, cellular component: extracellular region. Lineage: Eukaryota; Metazoa; Chordata; Aves; Strigiformes; Strigidae.
AUGUCCAACCGCAAAGGUUACAACAGCUUGCUUCAACUGACCCAAACGGAUUUUUCCGGCCUGGAGAAAUUGGAGUUACUGAUGCUGCACAGCAAUGAGAUAAACACAAUCCCGGAUAAAGUGUUCAGUGAUUUACAUUCCUUACAGGUCUUAAAAAUGAGCUAUAACAAGGUCAGAGUACUUCAGCAGGAUGUUUUUUAUGGUCUAAAGAGCCUGGUACGGUUGCAUAUGGACCACAAUAAAAUUGAAUUUGUAAAUCCCAAUGUUUUCUACGGACUCACAUCACUCAGGUUGGUCCACUUGGAAGGAAAUUUACUUAAGCAGCUUCAUCCAGAUACUUUUGUCACCUUGUGCUACAGCCAAAUAUUUAAAAUAUCCUUCAUGAGGCACAUAUAUUUGUCUGACAACAUGUUGACUUCACUACCACAAGAAAUGUUCUCCUACUUGUCUGAGCUAGAGAGCAUUUACCUUCAUGGAAACCCGUGGUCCUGUGACUGCCAUCUGCAGGGGUUUGCAGAAUGGGCAAAAGAGAGACCAGAUGUUACAAAGUGCAAAAAAGACAGAAGUUCUGGUGUUCAGCAAUGCCCAGUUUGCGACAGCCCCAAAAACCAUAAGGCCAAAAGCUUGGUGGAUAUCCCUUCUGCGUCUCUAGCCUGCACCAAGCCAGCCAUACAGGACUCCCUGAAAUUUAAAAACCUCACAGUGCCGGAUGAUGGGGAUUUCAGUUCCAUAUCUCCCAGGGACUUCAUUGCUCCUAUAGGAUCCGUGAUUCUGAACAUGACUGACCAAGCAGGCAGUCGAGGUGACUUGGUUUGCAACAUCCAAAAGCCUAAAGAAAUGUCCCCCAUCUCAUUUGACAGAGAGGGCAACAGUACAGUGCUCAGAACAUCGCUCUCGGCAUUUCUCGUCUGUGGCAUCGAGUAUGAACACAUUCAGCAGCUAUGGAGCAUCCUGGCACUGUACAGUAACUCUCCCUUAAAGCUGGAAAGGAAUGUCCUAGUGACUAACGUGCCUUUUAUUAGCUACAAAUACAAACAGAUCUACUCUGAACAAGAUGAACUUUUUACCAAUAUAGAGACUGACCUGAGAGCCGACCCAUCCUGGUUGAUGCAGAGCGAAGUGGCACUGCAGCUCGACAGGACAGCGACCACGCUGAACAUGCUGCACAUCCAGUACUUCACAGACGCACGGAUUAUUCUGCCCGGCGCUGACAAAAAACAGGUGAGAAAUAACUGGACCAUCAUCUCCAGGGACAACAAAACACAAACAGAGCACACUGUCCUAGUCGGGGGCACCGUAGAACUGGAGUGCCAAGCAGCUGGAGAACCAGCUCCUGCCAUCGCGUGGAUACUGGCUGAUGGGAGCAAAGUUCGGGCUCCCUACAUCAGUGAGGAUGGAAGGAUCACGGUGCUGGGAACCGGGACGCUGACAUUACGGACGGCUGACACUUUUGACACUGGGCUUUACCACUGCAUAGGCACGAGCUACAACGAUGCGGAUGCUCUCACAUUCAGAAUUACUGUGCUCGACCCUGACGUGGAACACAACAGCGUAAACGGAGCCCAACUUUCUGCAUCUGUCGGCAGCACACUCGACCUCCCCUGCACAGCCAGUGCCGUCCCAGAUGCUGCCAUCAGCUGGGUGCUACCUGAGCGUGAGAUUCUUUACCAUUCUGUAAGAAACAAACAUAUUUUUGACAAUGGUACCUUGAGAAUACAAGGGUUAACAGAGCGAGACAGCGGGUACUUCAGAUGCGUUGCAGCCAACCAGUAUGGUGUUGAUCUUCUGGUUUUCCACGUGUUAGUCAGAAAGGACAAAACCACCCUAAAGGAAAAGCUCGUGGCUGGGGGAGAAUGGGACGAGGGUGAUGGAUCUGGCAACGCAGUGCUGGCCUCUGCUACAGCACGGGAGCAUCCUCCAGCUCCUCGAGCCACCCUGACAGCGAAGAGGGAAUCUGCUGCCUCGGCACCCAGAGAAGGGGCGGCAGGGAGUGCGCGUGGAGGGAGCAGCUACGGGAGGGUGACUUACAGGCACUACAGGGACAAACCACGGCGGCGGUUUAGGGGACACCGGAGACAGUUUGUUUCCUCAGCCAGGAGAGUCGAUCCGCAGCGCUGGGCAGCCUUUCUGGAAAAAACAAAGAAGAACUCAACACGGGUAGAAAAACAAGAAGUUGCAUCAAAACCGCCUGUUCAAGUCCGUAAGCUCUCAGAAGUACCUGGGGAUGAGGAGGAGGCAUCUGGUGAUCUCGUAUCUCCAGAGGAAGAAUUCAUGAUCCCAGUAACAGAGACGGCCGCGCCGGGGCGAGCGACGGAAAGUCUGGUAACUGCGGGGCCCGAGGUGACCACGAGCAACACUCCUGCCAGGAAAUCCUCGCUCCUGGCUGCAGAGGCAGUAACUCCCCUUCCCUCUCCCUCUUCACAGUCUGUGUCUUCUGGCAGCAGAAGGCCACAAACAUCUCUAAAACCUACAACUGCGAACUCCCGGGAAGGAUCCGAUUUAAGUCACAUAUCAGCAAAUGGCAUAAAACAAUCAACUGCAUCAAAUGGAGCAAGUAGAACAUCUACACUCUUCCCCGCUGGGCUAAGCUUGGUACAGUCUGGGGUAGGUAAUAACCAGCAUUUAAAACUUGUAUCUACAACACCCCCGACAGAUGUUACGGACACCAGCAGGUCUGUAACUUCCCAAAACACAGUGGAGAAGCAGAAUGUUUUCACCGAGUCUGCUGAUAAUAUUUCUACCAAAACAGAUCACCAGGUACCUGUUGUGACAGUUGGUGAACCAAGUCCUGAGCUUGGUCCCAUUUAUUCUCAGAAUACUCAGAGACGAGUAACUCCUAAGCCGCCGUUGGCCUUGGCUAUUGUUCCUCAUCAGCAAAUUCAGAUUAUUCAGGACGCUACAACUCACACCCCCCAGGCCCAGCAGCAAUAUGGGAGACAAAGGAAAAUUUCUGGUAGGAGACGAAUUGUUAGACCAGGAUAUAUUGCAAGUAUGAAAGAGCACAGAUACAACUUUGGGAGGCCAGGAUCUGCCAGAGGAAGUACAGCUGUGGCUCCAGAUGUUCAACCGAAUAUAAAGGAUGUAUCACAUUUACCAACUUUAAGUAAUUUAGGCAGCUCCAUCAACCCAUUUAGCCCAGAAGUGCCUCUGUCCUCCCCCUCUGCCAUGACUGCGCCGCCGGAGCACCCCGCGGGUACUCACCAGGACACGGCAUUGCUCGGGGAGGAGGAGAACGAACCUGGGGCCAGGCAAAAAGCUACUACGACAGUCUGGCCUUUCUUUGCCAAGGGCACCCAGGACACUGCUCCGUGGAGACUGGGGAGCAGCGCUCCACUGCAGACAAAUGCUGACAGAGUCCAACCCUUCAGCACCACACUGCCGGUGGCAAUCCACCCAGCUCACGCUGCUGCAGGAACUACACCCGCCCUGAGCACAGAGACAGCUUCUGCCCCUGAAUCAGUCUCACCUAGUGUUAAACCUCAAUCCUCACCCCAAAGUUCCCAAAGAGGAGAAAUGACUUGGGAACGUCUCUCUGGAAAUGGUGCUCAAAAAGAGGUUCCGAAGGAGCUACAAAACCAACAGAGAGAGACGCUUCCAUCAACAGAGAUGUCGACUGUGCUUCCUGAAACUACAGCAGCACUGGCUCUGCCCAGGGGGUCUCCUUUGCACUUUCUGCCUCUUUCAGCAGGUGGGAACCACAGCAACGGUGCCUGGUCUUUAAACAAACUCGUUCAUUACGGCAGCAGUGACUCAGAAGAACACCUCCCCACUGCAACCAAAGGAAGGGAUGUGACAAGUCUGGAGCCAACAGUUGCACCUAUUAUUGCUCCUCAGAGUGACACCAAAAUCACCAAAAGUAAAAUAUUCAGAGUGGGAAGAAAGAGAGGUCAGAGGAGGAGGCGGCCACCUAAAACGUCUACACCAAGUGUGACUGCAGGGCACAGCGCCACCGCGGUCCCGCUGUGGCAGGAGCCGCCUGCCGCGGGCAGCGAGCGCGGCAGCCCCUCGGCCGUCAGGACACGGACCCGACCCGAGUCGUCCCAGGACGUGGCCCCGUCUGCUGCUCGGGGCGGGAGAGAGGAGGAGAGCGCUGCCGGGGGCCGCUCUGAACCCGCCACUGCCGAUCCUAUCGCCUUGGACGCCUUAAGCAGAAAUAAUUUUGCAAAGCCCAGAAUAAUUGGAGGAAAAUUAGCUGCUUUUACCGUGCUGGCUGAUUCAGAUGCUUUUAUCCCUUGUGAAGCUACUGGUAACCCCCGUCCAACAAUACAGUGGACCAAGGUAUCGCCAGGGAUGGAGGCUCCGGAAGGCCGCGGGGAGGGCAGGUGGCGGGUGUUUGCCAACGGCACGCUCGCCAUCUCCCGGGCGGGCCUGGGGGACCGCGGGCAGUACCUGUGCACCGCUGCCAACCCGCUCGGCGCGGCCCAGCUCCUCGCCACCCUGUCCGUAGUGGCCUACCCGCCCCGCAUCGCCGGCGGGAGGUGGCAGCUCCUCACCGCGCACUCCGGGAAGGCUGCGGCAGUGACGUGCAGAGCCGAUGGCCGGCCUCCUCCCACCAUCACCUGGGUUCUGGCAAACAAAACACACGUCUCCGACUCUUCCGCGGGGAAUAACGGCGUUCGUGUGGAACCCGACGGCACUUUAAUUAUCGAGGAAGCCACUGUUUACGACAGGGGCCUCUACACAUGCGUGGCUAAAAACCCAGCGGGCACUGACACGCUGGUUGUAAAGCUGCAGGUCGUUGCGGCGCCGCCCGCUAUUCUGGAAGAGAAGAGAGAACGUGUUGAAGGAACCAUGGGGGAAAAUCUGAAACUCCCUUGCACCGUGACAGGGAAUCCUCGGCCCGCUGUCCACUGGGUGCUCUUCGAUGGCACGGUGGUGAAACCUCUGCAGUUUGUAAACGGCAAGCUGUUCCUGUUCGCCAACGGCUCCCUCCACCUCAGCACUGUCGCCCCCUCCGACAGCGGGAAUUACGAGUGCAUAGCCACGAGCUCGACCGGCUCAGACCGGAGGGUGGUGACCCUCGUGGUGGAACGCAGAGAUACGCUUCCAAAAAUAGCCACCGCCUCACGAGAGGUGACUCGGUUGAACUUUGGGGAUCAGCUGCUUCUGAACUGCACAGCGACGGGAGAGCCAAAGCCCAGGAUCAUCUGGAGGCUACCCUCCAAGGCAGUGGUCGACCAGUGGCACAGAAUGGGAAGUCGAAUCCACGUCCAUCCCAAUGGGUCCUUGGUUAUCGAGGCAGUCACUGAAAAGGAUGCAGGCGACUAUUUGUGUGUUGCCAGAAAUACCAUCGGAGACGAUCUGAUACUGAUGAAAGUCAGCGUCACCAUGAAACCAGCCAAGAUUGACCAGAAACAGUAUCUCAAGAAAGUGGUGCCGUACGGGAAGGAUUUCAGAGUGGACUGCAAGGCCUCCGGGUCACCCGCCCCAGAAAUAUCCUGGAGCCUGCCCGACGGGACGGUGAUCAACAACGCGAUGCUGGCAGAUGACAGCGGCCACAGGUCGCGCAGGUACGUCCUCUUCGACAACGGGACUCUGUACCUCAACAAAGCUGGAGUAACGGAGGGAGGAGAUUACACCUGCUACGCUCAGAACACGCUGGGCAGGGAUGAAAUGACGAUACACGUCACGGUCGUCAUGGCAGCCCCUCAGAUAAAGCACAACUACAAGACACACAUGCAGGUGAAAGCUGGAGACGUGGCAUUACUGGACUGUGAGGCCGUUGGAGAACCCAAGCCAAAAAUAUUCUGGUUGUUACCUUCCAGUGACAUGAUCUCCUCGUCAACAGCCAGACACCUCCUGCACGUCAAUGGGUCUCUGUCAGUCAGUCGAGUCAAACUGUUAGAUGCCGGGGAGUAUAUGUGUGUCGCUCGGAAUCCUGGAGGGGACGAUACAAAGUUGUACAAAUUGGAUGUUGUUGCUAAACCACCCAUCAUAAACGGUUUACACAUGAACAAAACAAUCAUGACAGUGACGGCAGUCAGGCAUUCGAAGAAACAAAUUGACUGUAGGGCAGAAGGGACGCCCCCCCCUGAGAUUAUGUGGAUCAUGCCUGAUAAUAUUUUCCUAACAGCUCCAUAUUACGGGAGCAGGAUUGUAGUACACAAAAACGGGACGCUUGAGAUUCGGAACAUAAGGCCCUCUGACACAGCCGAGUUCAUCUGUGUGGCCCGUAACGACGGGGGUGAGAGUAUGUUGGUGGUGCAGCUGGAGGUAGUGGAAAUGCUGCGGCGACCGACAUUUAAAAAUCCAUUCAAUGAAAAAAUAAUAGCAAAACCAGGGAAAGCUACUACGCUGAACUGCUCCGUGGACGGGAACCCUCCGCCAGACGUCAGCUGGAUGCUGCCCAAUGGCACGUGGUUCUCUGGCGGCAUCAAGACCUCCCAGUUUCUGACAGGAAGCCAUGGCACCCUCACCAUCUCCAGCCCCGACACAGCCAAAGCAGGGAGGUAUCGCUGCGCUGCCAGGAAUAAAGUCGGCUACAUCGAGAAGCUGCUCAUCGUGGAGGUUGGCCAGAAGCCCAACAUUCUGACUCGCCCAGUGGGGCCAGUGAAGGGCAUCAGCGGGGAGUCGCUGUCGCUUCACUGCCUGUCCGAAGGGAGUCCCAGGCCAAGGACAGCGUGGACGCUGCCGGGCGGCUCGGUGCUGGAGCGGCCGCAGCUCGGCAGGAAGCACGUGCUGCUGGAGAACGGCACGCUGCUCAUACGGGACGCCUCCGUCCACGACAGGGGCGACUACGUCUGCAGGGCCCACAACGACGCCGGGGAGUCCUCCCUCACCGUUCCUGUCGUCAUCGCGGCCCACGCCCCGCGGAUCACCAACAGGCCGCCGCGGGCCGUCCACACCGUGCCCGGCGCAGCGCUUCAGCUCCACUGCGCGGCACUGGGAAUUCCUAAACCAGAGAUUUCCUGGGAGCUACCGGACCGCUCCGUGCUCUCUACAGACCACCGAGGCCGAGCAUCGGGCAGCCAAGUGCUUCACCCCUCAGGGACGUUACUCAUCGAGAACCCCCGGCCCUCGGACUCCGGCGCGUACAAGUGCACGGCGAAGAACCACCUCGGCAGCGACUUCACGGUCACAUACGUUCACGUCAUCUGAAGUAAGAAACGCAGCACAAAGGAGCCUCCACAAAUUUGGCAGCUGGACCGAGCUCAGUCACGGAGUGAGGUUAAUCAAAGGCAGCCCCAGGCUAAAUACACCCCCCGCAGUCAGUCUGCAGUGGCCCUGCAAAAAGGAGAGGAGGGACCUGGGGAAGAUGAGGUCCAGCAUUAGUACCUGGCAUUUGUUCUUUCAGUGAUUAAACAGACAAAUUAAUUUAACAAACUGAAGGCGCAUUUGCUCUGCCAGCAAACAGGGAAUAUCAAAUAAGAUUACCUUUUGGAAAUGUACCUAGAGAUCUUCAGUAGAGGACAAGACUUCUUCAGUGUGAAAUGCCCCAUGUGACAUGAGCAUGGAUCACAUAAACCCAGAGUAUCUGAGAACCAAAGAGCAGAUUUUAUUACGAUGCAAAUUACUGUCUCAAUACAUUUGAAUAUUUAGUAUGUUUUGUAAUAAAUAUUCAAUGG